AUGUUCCCCGUAUCAGAUGCGCAAGGAGCACAUGCUGCUGGAUCUAGCCAAGUGCCAGAUGGAGACCAGCGAAGGCGCAAGGAGCAGAUGCUGCUGGACCUCGCCAAGUGCCAGAUGGAGACCAGCGAGUUCGAUGCUGCGUUCCAAUCAACCUCUCUCAACCUCCCUCAACCUCUCUCCUUACCACGUGCCAUACUCCUUGUUCCCCCCCUAUCAGAGGCGCAAGGGGCAGAUGCUACUAGACCUAGCCAAGUGCCAAAUGGAGACCAACGAGUUCGACGCUGCCUUCCAAACGCUGCAAACUGUGGUGUGGUGAACCUAGAGUACUCCCACUGGCUCUCUGCCGCCCAGAAGGACCUCCUGCAGCUGCCCUCCACCUCGCAUACCCACCACGGCUUCAAUUCAGACAUGGAUGGAAUGGAUGAUGGGGAGAGGGACAAUCAUGGGCGGAUGGAUGGAGCGACGGAUGGGGGCAUGCAUGGGGAUAUGGAUGUGGAUAUGGAUCUUGACCCGCUCAUCUGCCCCCUCAUCCUCCCACCUCCUCCCUCCCCCUCCACCCCAUUCCGCCUGCCUCCUCUCUCCCGUCGCUCCCUCGAGCUAUCCCGGGAAGCGGCUUCUUUCCUCCUGCGCACACUGCAAGCCGACCCCCUCUGCAUCCCGGCCUUAGUGCCACUAGUGCAGGUGAGCUUCUUCCUACCUCCCCCGCCACCCCAUUCCGCCUGCCUCCUCUCUCUCGCCGCUCCCUUGCUCUCUCGCAAGGUAGCAUCCUUCCUCCUGCACACACUGCAAGCCGACCCCCUCUGCAUCCCAGCCUUAGUGCCUCUAGUGCAGGUAAGCUCCUCCUAUGUCCCAUUCUCCCCACCUACCCUACCACGCCGCACUCCGCCUCCCUCAAGCUCUCGGAGGACGUGUUUUGAGUCGAGUCUCCGGGGAAGCAGCAUCCGCACACUGCAAGCCGAUCCCCUUUGCAUCCCAUCCCUCGUGCCUCUAGUUCAGGGCCCCAGAGGAGUGGGAGUGGCCCUUGACAUUCUUCACCGCUCGUGCCUGCCUGCCCUGUCACUGAUAUCUCACUGUCUCUCGCCCCACUCCCUUGCUGCUGAUUCUCGUAUCCGCGUGCUGUCUCUGGGUCUACAAGGCACAUGUGGCCCGUCUCUCCGCAUGGCCAUUCUAGCACUGCAUCUGAACGCGCUUGCUACCACCAGAGAGUCCCUGCCUGCUUGCCUGGUGGGGGGGGCUGGCUGGGAGGGAUGGAGGGAGUCAUUGCCACGCUCACAUUCGUUCUCUCACCCCCGCCCCCGUCCCAUUCCCCUGUGUGCAGGCACGUGCGGCCGUCUCUCUCCUCAUGGCCAUUCUAGCACUGCAUGCACGUGCGGCCCCUCUCUCCUCAUGAGCACGCUGGCAGUGCAUCUGGACGCCCUCGGUGCCACCACCAGCAGUGCACUGUCUGCUUGGUGGGGACUGGCUGCUUGGUGGGGACUGGCAGGGAUCAUAAAGGCUGUGUGGCUCUCAGCCUUUGCUGGUGCGGCUGGGAGAGGGGCAGCAGUAGUGGCAGCUGUAGUAGGGGAGAGAGAUGGGGGAAGGAGAGGGGAAGGUGCAGCGAGAAAAGAAGCAGCAGCGAAGGAAGCGAGGGCCAGGAAAGUGGUGCUGCAGGUGUGGUGGGAGAGGAGGGAGUGGUGGAAAGCGGUGCAGUUCGGCAUCGGGCAUGUGAAGAGGCAGUUGAGGCUCAUUGAUCGGCUGCAAGGUGGGUGA
Molecule: messenger RNA, 1749 nt
Organism: Closterium sp. NIES-65
Lineage: Eukaryota; Viridiplantae; Streptophyta; Zygnematophyceae; Desmidiales; Closteriaceae
Source: the annotation of a GenBank genome assembly